CAAACACCACAAGUUUAAUCUGAUAUUUGUUAGAGGAAAGGACAUAUAAGAAAGUUGUUCGUCUCCGGCUGCCAUGUGAUCUCUUAGCCGAACCCAGGCAGAAUGUCAACCGUGAUAUGUAACCCGUUUCCCGGUAAGAGACACCCCCCUUCCACGGUGUCGUCCAACUGAGCUACAACACGUCGACUUUCUUAUGCAGCUGGGGUUCCCCCUUCUCUUUAAAGUUGGUCAGACUGUCUCCAGCUGGAGUUUUCUACUGAAAAAGUGAGACUCGGCGGGGGGCAACAUGCGCUCCUUAGCGGGACUGGCUGCCAUUAUGGUGGCGGCAACUGUCUACCUCUACCUGCUGUCGACUCAUCUUCCCCCGGGACCCAAGCACGUCGAGCCGGGCGCCGAGGGGGAGGACGGGGGAGUCCAGGAGUACAGGUUGAAGUUCCCUUCUGACCUGGAUGAGCUGCGAGAGCUCGCUGAGAUGCUCAAAUUUUACAAAAGAGAGCAUCAUGGCUACGUGCUGCUGCUGUUCUGCAGUGCCUACCUCUACAAACAGUCCUUCGCCAUCCCUGGCUCCUCCUUCCUGAACAUGUUGGCUGGUGCAACAUUUGGCCCUUGGGAGGGUUUGGUGUUGGCCUGCAUGCUCAGCACUUCAGGCUCCACACUCUGCUUCCUGCUCUCCUCGGCUUUUGGGAAGCAGCACGUGGUUCAAGUCUUCCCUGAGAAGGUGGCCCUGCUGCAGAGGAAGGUAGAGGAAAAUCGUAGCAGUUUGUUCUUCUUCCUGCUUUUCCUUCGUUUCUUCCCUAUGACACCUAACUGGUUCCUUAACAUCACUUGUCCUGUCCUCAACAUCCCCAUGCCUAUUUUCUUCUUCUCUGUGUUGAUAGGUUUGAUCCCCUACAACUUCAUCUGUGUCCGUACGGGCUCCAUGCUCUCUGAGAUCUCCUCUCUGGAUGAUAUCUUCUCCUGGGGGACACUGGCCCAGCUCCUGGCCAUCGCCCUCAUGGCUCUCCUACCCGGAGCGCUGAUCAAACACUUCAGCAAAGCUCACCUCAAGGUGGACGGCAUAGACAGUAAUGGACCCAGGCAGGAUGAUGUCAAGCGGGACCGGAAAAGACAAUGAUUGUGGCAUGAUAGAGGAGUCAUGUGGUUUGGGCUCGUCCAGUGGUAGACAUGUGGCCAUUUGUCCACUACAGCCUCUUGAGGGAUGAAGUAUAAGUAUGAUCUGUUCUGAACGUUUGUAAGUGUGUUAAGGCAACAUAACACCAACCUUAGAGAGUCUAUGUUUCUCACUCCGAACGUUAUCACAGAGGUACAGAGUUUCAGGGAGAUCUUCUGAGAGGGCCCUAAAGACCCUUGGAUUUACAAUGAAAUAAGGUCUUAACAUUUGAAGCUGAAUGGAUUCUCUACAAAAUGCUCGGUAGUUGAAAUUCUGAAGGCAAUACUGUAAUAAUAAAUGGUGUUAAAUCACCUUGGUCAUCUUGAAAUGACGUUUUAGAGGUGCUAGCGCUGAGAAAGGACCCUUAAACAUGAUUAUUCUGUUAAUUUAUUUUUUAAUCUUCAAGCCUAAUUGUAACUUUCAAACAGUGAUUUCCAUAUUGGGGAAAUGUAAUACUGUUUUUUACAGACAUGAUCGC
Molecule: messenger RNA, 1628 nt
Organism: Labrus mixtus (cuckoo wrasse)
Lineage: Eukaryota; Metazoa; Chordata; Actinopteri; Labriformes; Labridae
Product: transmembrane protein 41A-B-like
Exons: 5
Coding region: 287-1114 (275 amino acids)
Source: RefSeq, a predicted model, not a curated record